Molecule: messenger RNA, 912 nt
Organism: Rotaria sordida
Lineage: Eukaryota; Metazoa; Rotifera; Eurotatoria; Philodinida; Philodinidae
Source: the annotation of a GenBank genome assembly
AUGGAUCGUUUUAUUUUUAAUUUAACUAAACUUUUAUUCUAUAUAUUGAGUAUAUUAACUAUAAUUCUUGCUAUUACUGUAUUCGUUUUAUCUAUUCUUACAAUACAACGAAUAACAAUAAAUAAUCAUGAAAAAUAUGCACCAGAAAAAUCUAUUAUUAUUCAUGAUUUUUAUUUUCUUAUAUCAAUUUGUAUUAGUGGUUCAAUAUUAAUUAUAUUCAUAUCUUUAUAUGGUAUUAAUGCUGUUUAUUUUGAAUCAAAAAUUUUUCUUAUUAUUCAUGGAUUACUUCUUUUACUUAUACAUUCAAGUUCAUUACUUAUUGCUUCAGCUAUAUUUUUUGAUGAAAAACAAAUUGGUGCACCAGCUUCAUUAUUUUUUAAAGCUCAUUAUGAUUAUGCACUAUUAACAUAUUCAUAUCAACCUAUACAUAAUAAAUCAUUAUCAUAUAAUGAUCUUUAUUAUUAUGGAAACUUUUCUUCAAUAAUAAAUAUUACAUUUGAUAGUAUAUUAGAUCGUGUUCAUAAACGUCUUCAUUGUUGUGGUCUUAUGGGUACAUCUGAUUUUGCUAAAUUACAUAUACCUAUUCCACCAUCAUGUUUUAAUGAUAAUGGUAUAGCAUAUGAAUCAUCUUGUUUAUAUAAAUUUCGUUUAGAAUCAGUAUAUAAAGCUCAAAUAUUUGCUAUAUGUAUUUAUAUAAUGGGAAUUUUAACAUUAGUUUCAUUUAUAAUUGAUCUUAUUUUAUUACGAGAAUUUUUACAAGAUCAAUUACUUGAACAUGUUAUUGAAAGAUUAAUAAAUUUUUCGAAUAUAAUUGAACCAAUGAAUGAAACAAAAUCUCAACAACAAUAUCAAUCACUUAAACCUCAAGUACAACAAUAUAUUAUUGAUUAUUUACUUGAAAAUACUAUGUAA